Molecule: messenger RNA, 1515 nt
Organism: Salvelinus sp. IW2-2015
Lineage: Eukaryota; Metazoa; Chordata; Actinopteri; Salmoniformes; Salmonidae
Source: RefSeq, a predicted model, not a curated record
UCUAAAGGGGGCACGGCGUGUGUCACGUUGCGUGGGACAGUCAGGAACACAUUCACAACAAUGUGGCAGGAUCUUUGGAAUUGGAACUAGCAGUCRUGAGGAUACUCCAGAGCUGUGAUAAUGAAUGGAAAACUCAUCCCUCAUACUCCACUGGCUGUGGACUUCUGGCAGGUUAGGAAGUGUCCGCAUGUCCGCCUGUUCUUCCUGUCCCAUAUGCACAGUGACCAUACUGUGAGCCUGACCUCGACCUGGGCCAACAGACCAAUCUACUGUUCACCGGUUACUGCCACGCUGCUCAAACUCAAACUACAGGUGGGAGAGCGAUGGAUCCAUCCUCUGGAGGUGGGGGAACCCAACACGUUGCCUCUGGAUGAUAUAGGCAAGGAGAGGUUGACCGUUACUCUCAUGGAUGCUAACCACUGUCCAGGGGCCGUCAUGUUCCUGUUCCAAGGAUACUUUGGCACCAUACUCUACACUGGAGAUUUCCGCUACACUCCGUCCAUGCUGCGCGAGCCGUGUCUAAGGACCAACACAAACGUAGAUGUCCUGUACCUGGACAACACUAACUGUGACCCCACACGCACCCUGCCCUCCAGACAACGAGCCACUCAGCAGAUCAAAGAGAUCAUCCGUAGCCAGCCCAAGCACAAUGUUGUCAUUGGCCUCUACACUCUGGGUAAGGAGUCUCUACUGGUACAGCUGGCCAUGGAGUUUAAGACCUGGAUUGAAGUGUCCAUCGAGAGGCUAAAGACUCUCAGAGCCCUGGAGCUACCAGAUGUCUUCACCACUGAACCAGGAGCGGGUCGGAUCAGGGCCGUGGACCAGUCAGAGAUCCGCUCCACCAACCUCCUCCGUUGGAACAGGGAACACCCCACCCUGGCCAUCCUGCCCACCAGCAGACCCCUGGUCUCCUUCCAUCCUAACAUCCACGUGGUGCCUUACUCUGACCACUCCUCUUACCAGGAACUGGAGGACUUUGUCUCGGCCCUGCAGCCCACCUCCCUGGUCCCCAUCGUGGGCAGACUUACCUCUGGCAUCCCCUCCUUCUCUGCCCUGCUGCCUAGGAGAAAACACCACGAAGUCCUGGUUCCCGAGUCAGUCCGGCGCUACAUGAAGGGCCGGCCCGAGUUGCCGGUUCAAGACCCUGGUCAGUCCAGCUUCCUGGGUUACAGUAACCUGCUGCGGAGGCCUAUCCGACCCCCUCCACCCAGAGGGGUGGUGUUUGAGUCCCCCCCUAAGGCCCCCUCCAGAGACUCCAGACCUGGGUCGGUGGUGGACGAAGCCUGGGAGACAGGGUCCAUGGAGCAUCCUCAUCAGGAGGAAGAGAUGGACACAGAGUUGGAUGCAGAUAAAGAUGGAGAAGAUUCAGACUGUAUACUGAUGGAUCUGAGUAAAGACCACAGCCCUAACAAAGACACAUGGCCCAGCUCCAGCCCCAGCCUGACCAGAGACCCCAGCCCCAGCCUGACCAGAGACCCCAGCCCCAGCCUGAACCAGAGACCAGCCCCAGCCUGA